Messenger RNA from Colletotrichum scovillei, 5136 nucleotides. RefSeq names its product SNARE domain-containing protein. Gene Ontology annotation, biological process: vesicle fusion; intracellular protein transport; exocytosis. The transcript is spliced from 3 exons. NCBI's taxonomy places the organism in Eukaryota, Fungi, Ascomycota, Sordariomycetes, Glomerellales, Glomerellaceae. Gene Ontology annotation, molecular function: SNARE binding; SNAP receptor activity. Gene Ontology annotation, cellular component: SNARE complex; plasma membrane; endomembrane system. Bases 2978 to 4339 code for a protein of 453 amino acids. The record is from RefSeq and is a predicted model, not a curated record.
GGCCGGAAGGAUCGAUAAUUCCCUAGAGUUGAUGGGCGAUGGGAUGAUUGGGGAGCUUGUAUGGAUUGGUUGUUUAAGAGGCUGAAGUCCCCGUUUACCGGUUCGCGGUCGUGGUCGUGAACUUUUCCUCGCAAUUUUCCAAUUCUAUUGCUUGGUGUUGCUUGUUUUUGAUACCUCGUCAUCCGUACGAAAGGCGCAUCGACCUCCUCACAGGCGUCAUCGCACCAAAGAAGUACCUAAACACCACUAAGCUCGAUCAUCAGCGUCAUUGCUUCGACCAGCCACAGGCUCGAUUGCCUGUGACCCUAGCGACAGGUUCAGAACGGGUGCUGUGGAAUUGAUCGACAUUGUUGCUCCAGCAGAUUUACUCGACUGCAACCCACAAGAAAUCCCGUGUUCGCGGAGACAGAACAGAAAAAGCGGGAAAACGAGAAACGGGAAGACGGCAGCGAAAGAAACACGAGGUGUCCAGUUCCCAAACGAGUGGAGAGAUCUGGAUCGUCGAACGCUUGAUUGACAUUUCGCAACUUUUGCGCUGCAACCUCACAAACCGACGACGCCACGAGCGACGAAGAGCAGCGACUGAGAGGUUUAGCCACAGUAGCUAAGCCUGCCGCUACCUACCUAUCUGGCUUCGGCUGCUUCUAUUCUUACCAGCCAACGAAACGCUGUCGAGCUGGGUGCAGUUGAAACCACUGCCACCACCACCAAGAGAAAGAGGAGACAAGAGACACACUUGUGUGGACUCUCUUGAACUUUGAUGGGACCAUUUCGAUUGGCUCACAAUUCCCGUCAUCAACAUCCCUGUCGACCUCUUCGCCUUCGACACCUCCAUCGUAAUCGCCUCUGAACGGGUCGUUACAAGCCACCAGGACGAGGCCCGCCGCAUCAUCAGAAGAGGCAGCCCUCUUCACCAAAUUCAAGGUUAGCCUUUUUUCGAAGAGUUCCGACAGUGGCACGAACGGACAGUCAGCGACACCUUGAAAGCAUAAGGGAGCAAGUUGCACGUUGGAAGCCAAUUCCAGCAUAAGAAGGGUGAAAAAAAAGGAGGUAUUGCUUCAGUCAGCAGCACCGACCGGCCAGCGAACACUUGAUCGAAGCAUCCAUCGAGCCAAUACCACCAACAUCAGACAAUCUUGAAGAAAGUCGCAUUAAUUUUAGGACGCCGGCAUUGGACCAUCUCCCGCCAGCGCCUCAAGUUUAUUCGCCUCCAUUCAUCGCCCGCCGCUUGUUACAGUUACAGCGCACCCGAACAAGAGAAGGCAAAAGUCCAAGCUUCAGGGUCCAGUCCUCGACACUUCUCGACCAAUCACCUGCCGCUGGCCGCACCCGCCUGAGUCGAGACAGCCCAGACUCACUCACGUUCUCACAUUCUCACACACCAUCGAGAGAGUCUCACACAGCCCUGAACACAGUCGUUUUUUCAGGUUUUCUCACCUCACCAGUGUCACCACAGCCAACAGUGAGUGGGUGAGAGAGUGACAGACAACGACGUCCCCCCCUUUCCCUCGCGUUGCAUCGUCGGCCCCUGCCUCGAUUGGGACCUUUUUUCGUCGCAUGCAGGUACCUCGCCAAGCCCGCCCAUCCACGAAUACACUCGCACUCAAAUCUCACUCUCACUCUCACUCUCAAUCGCUCACUCAUUCUUUCGAAAGAGAGUGUGUAUUGUAGCUUACUCAUCCGACUCUGAGACGACGACGCCGUUGACGAACGACGAAAUCAUAAUCUCACAGACACACACUCACCCCAGGCGAGAAAAAACACUAAAAAAAGGAACGGCCCUUUCGUCAACCCAGUUUAAAUAAAAGAACAACUGAGCACACUCACACACACACAAGCUCUCUCUACUCCGUAGAGUGGUUGUUGCCAAUAAGCCGGGGCCCCUCCAAUCAUCUCUCCUACUGGAGCCAGAAAGCUACCUAAACGGCGAUCGUUCCGCAAGCCAGGGGCACCCCAAGCACCGCGCCCCCGUCCCGAACAGACAAUUCGAAUUUCUGCUACAAAGAAGCGCUUCAAGCCACACGCUUGACGCCCACGUUCCUGCGUCCAAGGCCCUGUGCAAUUGUGGAUUGUGGCCCAUUCGCCUCGUCUCGCUUCAUCGCCCCCCCAGUCGACGACCAUUGACCCAGAAAAAACGAGCCUGAGACUUCUGUCGUCCAAGCCUGAGAGCGACUCUGUGUGAAAGUCGUACCUGGACCUGGACCUGGACUUGGACCUGGACCACACCGUCACUUUCGACGCUACAACCACAACGCCAAUUCAUCUCAUCCGCCGCCGCCCCCCCUUCUUCUCCUUCGCCCUUUCUACCCGUACUCAACUUGCUUCUUUUUCUGCCACAAUCAACAAAACAUCAACUCAAAAGGCCUUACACAUCUUCCUUCCUGCCAAAGCCACCGCGCGCGAGACCACGACGACGUUCAUCCAACAAAGCAAUACUAUCACAAAUUGCAUUCGCCCCUGAGCGUCUACCAAACUCGCAUCAUCGUCGCGCAAGGAAGAAGCCUUCGCGCUUCGCAGAAGCAACAUGAGUGUCAGUGUUUCACCCCAACCCUCGCACUUCCGGUGUUUCGCCCGCCCGUCCUCGCCUUGUUCAACCCUCACUCUGCACGCUGCCCUGCCCUACCAACGUUGCAUUACGUCCUGUCGUCCUCGUGUCAAUCGCACGUUGCUGCGCUGCCCUUCCCUUCUCGAAGUCGAGAAAGUCCACCCGUUCCCGAUCCCGUUCCCGUUGCCUUGUCCGCACACUCUUCGCAAAGCCGCAACAUCGCAAACUUUGACUUCCUGCGAUCACCAACCUUUUUUGCACAUCAUCAUACUUGCUUCAGCCUGGUUGCGUUGCAUUUGCCCAUUUCGAUUGCUCUUCCUUGUUUACGAUUGACGCCUUUUUUCUUUACCCUUUCAUCCAUCCUACCUCCCCUAACCUAAUUGACCCGACCGUUCUUCCUGCCACCGAUAUUCGUCGAAGAAAACUAACAUAAUGGCGCAGUACGGGUAUGUUUCUCUCUCCCAUGGAGCCGACGGGACACACGACGACGAGUACGACCUCUCCGAACGCGGAAUACUGACAGACGAGCAUAGAUACGGUGGUCGUCAAAACCCCUUUGACCAGCGGGACGAUGGUCCCGGUGGAGGAUACGGAGGCGGAGCUCCUGCCAGAGGUCCUCCUCAGCAGGGCUUCGGCUCGGGACCUUCUCCCUACGGCGGUGGUGGAAACAGAGGAUACAACCAGGGACCAGCUAUGGGCGCCAACGUCGAGAUGGAAUCCCUCGCCCAGAACGCCAGCGGCUUCGGCCAGUCAUCGGAUCCUAACGCCAUCCUGAACGAGUGCCGAUCCAUCGACCAAGGAAUCGACGAGAUUGAGGCCAACCUGAACCAGCUGCGCAUGCUGCAGGAGCGUACCCUGACCGAUGCCGACACAUCAGCAAACUCAUCGACGGUCCGCCAACUCGACGCCCUCUCCUCCGAGACGAUGACCCUGUACCGCGGCCUUACCGAUCGCGUGCGCCAAGUCAAGUCCUCGCCCGAUGGCCAGUCUGCCAGAAACUCGCCGCAGGUCGGCCGUAUCGAUCGCCGCCUGAAGGGUGCUAUCCAGCAGUACCAGCAGGUCGAGUCGGCCUUCCGCAAGCGUACCCAGGACCAGAUGGCCCGCCAGUACCGUAUUGUCCGACCCGAUGCCGACGAGCGAGAGGUUCGCGAGGCGGUUGAGGAUGCUGGUGCCGGUGCCCAGAUCUUCCAGCAGGCCGUGAUGCAGAGCGGUCGCCAGGCCCAGGCCAAUGCCGUGCUCAACGCCGUGCAGGAUCGCCAAGCCGCCCUGCUGAAGAUCGAGCAACAACUGAACGAGCUCGCACAGCUGUUCCAGGAUAUGGACACAUUGAUUGUGCAGCAAGAGGCCGCCGUUACGCAGAUCGAGCAGAAGGGUGAGGAGGUCGUUGAGAACCUCGACAAGGGCAACCAAGAAAUCGGAACCGCAAUUACCACCGCCAAGGCGACCAAGAGGAAGAAGUGGUGGUGCCUGGGUAUCUGCGUCCUUAUUAUCAUUAUCAUCGCUGUCAUCGUUGCCAUUUACUUCGCCAUUAUCAAGCCCGGUCAGGCUGCUCCGGCUCCCGCCACCACCGCCCGCGCGAAGCGCAACAUUGGCAUGCUCGAGCUGCCCGACUUCUCGAACUCGGUCCCUGUCGAUACUGGCGCCGCUCACCCUCAGAUUCUGAAGACAACGAGCCGCAUCAUGCGCCGCAUGGUUCAGCAGGGAGCUACCUGGGAGCCGACCGCCACUGUGCAAGACUCAGCUGUCGUCGCCCGCUUCGGCGGCAAGGUCGACAUGCCUGCUGUCCGCAACUAGACGGCCCAUCGUAUUAUUCCCGACUCUGUACAAAAUACCCAUCAUACCGCCUUUAUCCACCGCCUCAUAACGCACUCGAGGCUUCUCUAACACCACCAGUAUACCGUCCCUCCGACUCGACGUCUAGAUUGAUUUCUCACUACCAUUACCAAUUAAGAGCUUCUCGCCGCUUUUUAUAGACGGACGGAUUAUAUGGAAGGUUAACUUCAUAUCUCUUUUUGCUGCUGGGUAAGGGGGAAACCAAACACGAAAAUUGAGGGGGAAAAGAGUCCUGCGGAGCCCAGGUCCCCAGGCCAAAGCAAAAGUGGACUACACACUUGUUUCGUAGGGUGUUUUUGUAUACCCAUAACCAGACUUUCUUUACUUGUUCAACCAAAACCAUCCGUGCUUCCCCUUUUUCUUGUGUUGCGUCUUGGAUUCGAAAGGUUCUCCUUUUUUUCGGAUUCUUCGAGAGGAGGCGAAAGCUAUCGAACACACUUGUGCGGGCGUUUUCUUAGCUAGCUACCUUUUACCUGCGACUCUGAUCGUUGUGUGCCUCCUUUUUUAUAGUUUUAUUUGUUGCAUUAGGGGCGUUGGCAUGAGUGGUUCGUAAAUAUAGUCACCUUUUUUAAACUUGACGCUUUUAAUACUUGGAUGGCUUUUAACUUGGUGAUGUUUCCAUGGGAUGUUGUUGUCGUGGUUCCGCAAAACUGUGGUCAACUUUGAGUCUAUGCUAUUUGUGAGGUUACCUGUAUAUACGAGCUGAACAAGGGUUUGGUGCCCUUGUCAAGAUAAAAUCGCAGCGAUAGAACAUCCGA